AUGGUGACUAGAUAUCACAAUUUCAUUAUAGCAUCUUUGUUGUUUGUUUGGGUGAUAUAUUAUGGAAAUUCGAUAUCGGGGAAAGUACAUUUGAAUGAUGGCAAAGAAACCAAUAGUGGGGAAAGGAAGGACAGGGGAAGUUUGAAGUUCCCACCGUCAAUGAUUGGUGGGGGUACUAGAAGAGCGGGUUGGCGCGGGGGCGGUGGAAGCGGAGGAGCAGGGAAUAAGGAAUCAGAGGAGAGUAAAUUAGGAAGACUAGAAGAAAUUGGAAUGGGGAGGGGGAAAAGUGCACCCGGUGAUGCCAGUCCGCAUGAGGAGAAAGUGUUGAAAGAGGAGAAAGAGAAGAAAAGAUUAAGAGAGGAGAAGGAAGCAGAGGACAAAAGGGUUCAAGAGGAAAAAGAAGAUCAGGAGAGGAAAGCAAAAGAGGAGCAAGAAAGAAAAGAGAACGAAGAAGACGAAGAGACGGAAGAAAAUGCAGAAAUGGACGUAGAGAUGACCGAGGGGGAAGACAUUAAUCAUGAGGAUACGAACAAUAACAAAGUGGAAGAAGCGAACGGCAAAUACAAGUUCCUCGCUCUCCGUUCGCUCUGCGAAACCACCACAUUUCAACCCGGGCUCUACCUCCAGUGCCACUCCUGGUGUGGUCCCAACUCUACAUCCAUCUGCGGUGGUCUAAACAAUGCCCGUAAUCGUUUACAAACUUGUCUUCGUUUGGCUCUAGACCUCGGUUCCGGAAUCAUCCUUCCCACAGUGCAAUCGCAUCGCAACACUGAGAACGUCGUUGACUAUGGCGACACCACUGAUAAUACCCUAUGUCCAGACGUAUAUUGGGAUAUUGAGUAUCUUCUCCAGGAAAUGAGUUCCGCAUGCCCAGAGCUAGAAAUCCGACAAUGUGGGGAUGUUUCUGGGAUAGACGAGGAUAAAAUCGUACAAAUGAAGAAGAGAGAACACGGAGAUGCCAGUCACCACAUCGGCACGUUUAAAGCUAUAGUGAACGAGCAUUUGGAAUCCCUUUCCCUCUCAUCUAUUUCAGCCGACAAUCCAAUCGCGGUCGGCUUUGGUGAUACAAUAUAUGCAUACAAUUAUACAUAUGACUCGGAACAAGCCCUACAAAAAGAGCUCUUCCGUACUCUAAGAUACAAUCGGAAGUUACUCGAUCUCGGAUCGAGGCUUCGAUAUAGUCCAGAGUUACGCGAUGGAUAUAUCGGAGUUCAUUUCCGGGGUGAAAGCGAUUGGCCCCAGAAUUUCGGUUCACGGGAAGAUCAAAUGAAGUUUUUCACACAGGAAAUCGAGCUUGCAUCUACUGCCCAAGGGGUUACCGAGGCUAUCAAGACCAUAUAUAUAAGCUGUGGGGAUGAAGCAGCCAUCUCAACGUUUCGUGAGCCCCUUUCGGCACUAGGGUAUCGAGUUUAUGAUAAGUGGAAUUUGGCAUCAUCUCUUUCUGAACCAUCUCUGUUAUUAGAAGAAAUGGAAUUCGACACCAUAGCUAUUAUUGACUAUGCUGUGUUGGUUGAAGCAGCCCUUUUUCUCGGAGUAUGGAUGUCGACAUUUUCCCAAACUAUUGCAUAUGCGCGUACUGUGGAGCUCGAGCAGGACUACUGGGAGACUUAUGUCAAUCCGGGAAGCAGAAGGGAUGGACUGACGAGAUUAUGGGAUCAAGUACCUGCUUUAAAAGGAGAUGAGACGACUAAGAUAUUAGUCAUUAACACGGGCGGGUUCAGUAAUAUGGACUCUUACCCUUGA
This is a messenger RNA of Botrytis fragariae, 1743 nucleotides long. Its product is annotated as putative alternative oxidase protein. The record is from RefSeq and is a predicted model, not a curated record. The transcript has 3 exons. NCBI's taxonomy places the organism in Eukaryota, Fungi, Ascomycota, Leotiomycetes, Helotiales, Sclerotiniaceae. Bases 1 to 1743 code for a protein of 580 amino acids.